Molecule: messenger RNA, 1053 nt
Organism: Theobroma cacao (cacao)
Lineage: Eukaryota; Viridiplantae; Streptophyta; Magnoliopsida; Malvales; Malvaceae
Product: 17.1 kDa class II heat shock protein-like
Source: RefSeq, a predicted model, not a curated record
AAUUCAUCUCUCCAAAACGAACAGCCCAAUCCUUCCGUGGACGUGUAUCUUAAAAGCCUUGUUCAUGCAAGCGUACCUUUUCUCCGUAAACCAAUUUACACGCAAACUCAUUUGUCUGUCACCGCAGCAGUGAUGGCUAAUUGUUUCUCUAGCUAGAAAUCAACCCAAGGAGUUGUCCUCUACCGUUCUAGAACACCAUCACAAGAAGAAGCCUCCUUAAAAGACCAAUUCCUUACAUCUCUUUUUCUACCUGAAAGAAAGAAAAGAAGCCAGCAGAGAGAAGAUGGAUUGGAGAGUCAUGGGUUUUGAUCCAUCCGUCAUUGACACCCUCCAUGAGCUCCUGGACUUCCCUGACGAUGCCGACAAGUCCCAACCUCAUCCCUCUCGCGCCUACAUCCGGGACGCGAAAGCAAUGGCGGCGACACCAGCAGACGUGAAAGACUGCCCCAACGCAUACGUGGUUGUGAUUGACAUGCCAGGGCUAAAACAAGACCAAUUGAAGGUCCAAGUUGAAGAGGGCAACUUCCUGGUGGUGAGUGGAGAGAGGAAGAGGGAGAAGGAGAAGGAUCAGGGCGUGAAGUUCAUAAAGAUGGAGAGGAGGCUGGGCAAGUAUCUGAAGAAGUUUCAGCUCCCAGAAAAUGCUGAUACUGAAAAGAUAUCAGCUUCGUAUCAAGACGGGGUCUUGACCGUAACUGUGGAGAAGAAGCCACCACCAGAGCCCAAGAAACCGAGGACCGUUGAAGUGCAAGUGAGUUGAGAGGUCAAAGGCUAUGCUGCAGCCUGACACCAUAGUUGAGGUUAAAAUAAGGGCAGCUUGAGACUGCUCACUUUUGCUUUGGUGAGGUGUAAGAGAGCGUUGUUGUGAGUUUAUCGUUUCGUGUUGCCUUUAUUUUUUAUUUUGUGUUUUUCGUGUCAGGACUCUAGAGAGAGCUUUGGAGGAGCGGACUGGUUCUGUUCUUUUAAUCCUGCUCUUUGAAUGUCUAUGUAAACAGUGAAAAGUAUACGUGUACGAAAAUAUGUUUGAAUCAUUCUGUGCACAAAAAACGUUCUUGA